This is a messenger RNA of Candoia aspera, 1957 nucleotides long. RefSeq names its product RNA polymerase III subunit F (gene POLR3F). Bases 126 to 1058 code for a protein of 310 amino acids. The transcript is spliced from 10 exons. Gene Ontology annotation, biological process: transcription by RNA polymerase III. Lineage: Eukaryota; Metazoa; Chordata; Lepidosauria; Squamata; Candoiidae. Gene Ontology annotation, cellular component: RNA polymerase III complex. The record is from RefSeq and is a predicted model, not a curated record.
CGUUAUCACAACGCUUCUUUUAGCGGAGGUAUUUGGGCGGUUCGUUUGUAGCAUAAUUUGAAUGUGUUCGGGGGAGCAAGAAAGGAAGUGUAUAUGAAUGAAGAGAAGAAAGAAAGGCUCUUGUAAUGGCGGACUUGAAAGUUCCAGAACCUCUGGAAAUCGAGAAUAGGAUAAUUGAGCUGUGCCAUCAGUUUCCCCAUGGUAUCACAGACCAGGUGAUUCAGAAUGACAUGCCUCACAUGGAAGCUCAACAACGGGCCAUGGCCAUUAAUAGACUGCUAUCUAUGGGGCAACUAGAUCUUCUGAGAAGCAGUACUGGCCUUCUCUACAGAAUCAAGGAUUCCCAGAAUGCUGGUAAAAUGAAGGGAUCUGACAAUCAAGAGAAACUGGUGUAUCAAAUUAUAGAGGAUGCAGGAAAUAAAGGCAUUUGGAGCAGGGAUAUCAGAUAUAAAAGUAAUCUUCCAUUAACUGAGAUCAACAAGAUCCUGAAGAAUUUGGAAAGCAAGAAGCUCAUUAAAGCUGUAAAGUCUGUGGCAGCAUCCAAGAAGAAAGUGUACAUGUUGUACAAUCUCCAGCCUGAUCGUUCUGUGACAGGAGGAGCUUGGUAUAGUGACCAAGACUUUGAAUCUGAAUUUGUAGAGGUGCUAAACCAACAGUGUUUUAAAUUUCUUCAGACUAAGGCUGAAGCAGCUCGAGAAAGCAAGCAGAAUCCUAUGAUACAAAGAAACAGCUCAUUCGCAUCUUCUCAUGAGGUGUGGAAAUAUAUCAGUGAGUUAGGUAUCAGUAAGGUGGAAUUGUCAAUGGAGGACAUAGAAACCAUUCUAAAUACCUUAAUAUAUGAUGGAAAAGUAGAAAUGACCAUUAUUGCUGCAAAGGAAGCAUCAGCAGGGAGUGUGGACGGACAUAUGAAACUCUACAGAGCCAUCAGUCCAGUCAUACAACCCACUGGAUUGAUUCGGAUACCUUGUGGACUUUGUCCAGUUUUUGAUGAUUGCCAUGAAGGUGGUGAAAUAUCUCCUGCAAACUGUAUUUACAUGAUGGAAUGGCUAGAAUUUUAGGAGUCAAAUAGGGGAAUUGGCUCUGAAACUUUAAACCAGGCAUUGGGUUGAUACUUUUGAAAAUACUGACUGCCCUGCCAUGUGUUAGAUGGGAUGCUGUAGGAUUAAGGCUCUACAGCUGCUUCCAAGUAAGAUACAUAGGGAUACAAUUGAACAGAGCUUUAAGAGACAAGUUAAAUUUUGAUUAGAGAAUUAGUUUGGUGUACUGAAUAAAAUGAACCUAUUAGUUGCAACUGAAUCCUGCAGCGUAUGGUAAGUUCAUCAUAUUAAGGGAGCAUUUAGCUCAAGAUACUGCAUUAUUUUAUGGCACUGGAAAACAGGGACACAGUACAUCCAGAUGUUCUCCCAUGAAAGUCUUAUUAAAAUGACAAGAGAAUUUGUAAAAGAGGCAGUGUUUUCUACAAGUUAGUGCAACAGUAGUAUUAGGGUUGGUGCUAUGCUCCAUUACAUAAAUAUUUAUACAUUUGAAAGCUUUAAUGCUGAAAAACCGAUCUCUUGAAAAUUUAUUAAAAUGCAAAAGCGAUUCUGUGUGUGUGUGGUGUAGAAUUUGUUAUCAGGAAAUGUCAGUGACCAUCAGAUUUGUCUCAUAGUCAGACUGACUAUAUGCUGCUUCCAAGAUCAGUCAGAAAUUAUGUCUUGAACAUCAGUUUUGGAAUCAGUAUCUUGAGAUUUCUUCAUGCAAAGCUCUACUGGUAAGAUAUAGCCACACCUCUACCUAGAAAGGUAACAAGCAAUACUUCACAUGUGGAUAUUCUCUGUGCCUCUGAUGAAGUGAACUGCAACUAAUGAAAACUUAAGCCUUUUAAUACGAUUUGUUAGUUAGAAAAGGUGCUAACAGACUCCUGAUUUUUUGGCACUGUAGACUAACAUGGCUCUCCUACAAUGUCUUACUGUAUCUU